This is a messenger RNA of Drosophila hydei, 2401 nucleotides long. RefSeq names its product vang-like protein 1 (gene Vang). Gene Ontology annotation, cellular component: plasma membrane. The transcript is spliced from 2 exons. Gene Ontology annotation, biological process: Wnt signaling pathway, planar cell polarity pathway; establishment of planar polarity; multicellular organism development. The record is from RefSeq and is a predicted model, not a curated record. Bases 411 to 2150 code for a protein of 579 amino acids. Lineage: Eukaryota; Metazoa; Arthropoda; Insecta; Diptera; Drosophilidae.
CAUUCUCGCUGGUCGGGGUUGAAUGCAAAACCUUAGUGAAAUAAAAAGCUGUAAAAAUGUAUGUUAAAUAGUGAAAAAUAUCAAUGAAAGCAAUAUGCAAACGUUAAAAAGUGUUCAUAUAUUGCUUUGUAAGUUAGACAAUUAAAUGCAAAGCUAUGUGCAACAGUGGAAACGGCGUCGACUCCACCCAGCGCACCGCUUGCAACAAAUACCUAUGAAUGUGCUGCACACACACACACGCAUACAAAGAAAAACACAUACAUGUAUAUGCAUAUAGGAAAAACCUGCUGUAAUUACAGUUAGACAGUAAAAUAUCCAGCGCGGUCAGUUAAUUAGGCUACAAAGCGUGUUUCAGGUGUUGACGCCCACACACGGACGCCAACAAUUGCAAUUUUUUUUGUUAAUUAGCAAUGGAAAACGAAUCCGUUAAAUCGGAACACAGUGGACGCUCGCGACGCUCUCGCAAUCACAAUAACAAUAGUGGGGGAGGGGGAGGAGGUGGUGGCGGUGGUAGUGGUGGCGGCGCCGUUAACAACGGUUAUCAUAGAGAUCGUUCAAGGCACUCGCAUCGAAGCACCCAUUCGUCGAAAUCGGGCAAAGGACGCAACGAUAUGGCGCCCUAUCAAACAAGUGUUAAUAUGACAGGUGACGAUUCGCGCGAUGGCCAGGAGGUAAUUGAGGUGCAAAUAUUGCCCCAGGAUGAGAAUUGGGGUGAGAAUACAACGGCUGUCACGGGCAAUACAUCGGAGCAAAGCAUUUCCAUGGAGGACAUCAACAAUAUGUGGCAUAGAGAAAAUGAUAAGGGAUUUGGCUUCGCUUGCCGUCGCUAUGUGGAAUCAACAUUCUACUUCCUGCUCGGCUGUGCUGCAUUCUUCUCACCCGUCGCAAUGGUCGUAAUGCCAUAUAUUGGCUUCUUUCCAUCGGCCUUCGAUCAUCCGGAACUGACGCAAACUGUGCGCACACAGCUGCUCGCUUGUAGUGAGCAAUGCAAGGGCCAGCUCGUCUCGCUGGCUGCCCGAUUGCUGCUGCUGGCAAUCGGACUGUGGGCCUUGUUUAUGCGUCGGACAACGGCCAGCAUGCCACGUAUCUUUCUGUAUCGUGCAAUUGUGCUGCUCCUGGUCACCAUUUGUACCUUUGCCUAUUGGCUCUUCUACAUUGUGCAGGUCACAAAUGGUGCAAAGAUUGUGGUGGAAACUGGCGGCGAUGCUGUGGACUAUAAAUCGCUCGUUGGCUAUGCGACCAACUUUGUGGAUACGCUGCUCUUUAUACACUAUGUGGCUGUUGUUCUGCUGGAGCUUCGUCAUCAGCAGCCAUGUUAUUAUGUUAAGAUUAUUCGUUCUCCAGAUGGCAUCUCACGCUCGUAUAUGUUUGGCCAGCUGAGCAUUCAACGUGCUGCGGUUUGGGUGCUGCAGCAUUACUAUGUGGACUUUCCCAUCUUCAAUCCGUAUCUGGAACGCAUACCCAUAUCAAUAUCAAAGUCUCAACGUAACAAAAUCUCGAAUAGUUUCAAAUAUUACGAAGUCGAUGGAGUUAGCAACUCCCAGCAGCAAAGUCAAAGUCGAGCAGUUCUGGCGGCCAAUGCAAGACGUCGCGAUUCUUCGCACAAUGAACGCUUUUACGAGGAGCAUGAGUACGAGCGGAGGGUUAAGAAGCGACGUGCUCGACUUAUUACAGCCGCCGAGGAGGCCUUCACGCACAUCAAACGCAUACACAACGAACCAGCUCCCGCUCUACCACUCGAUCCCCAAGAGGCAGCACAGGCGGUGUUUCCCUCGAUGGCUCGCGCUCUGCAGAAAUAUUUGCGUGUCACGCGACAGCAGCCAAGGCAUACCUUUGAGAGCAUACUCAAGCACCUGGCGCACUGCCUCAAACACGACUUAUCACCCCGCGCCUUCUUGGAGCCCUACCUAACCGAAUCGCCAGUCAUGCAGAGCGAAAAGGAGCGUCGUUGGGUGCAAUCGUGGUCAUUGAUUUGCGAUGACAUCGUCUCACGUCCCAUUAACAACGAGUGCACAUUCCAGUUGAUACAGAACGAUGUCUCCUUGAUGGUCACAGUGCACAAGCUGCCCCACUUCAAUUUAGCUGAGGAGGUAGUCGAUCCCAAGAGCAAUAAGUUUGUUUUGAAACUCAAUUCAGAGACAUCUGUAUGACACCAACCACAUCAUCAUCAUCAACUGCACCAGCAGCAGCAGCAGCAAAGGACUCCUCCUUUGAUUACGCCCACGCACAGCAAUCAAACGCAAUCAUCAUAUUUGCAUGUGUUUGUCUGAUACUCUAUAUCCAUAUACAGAUAUUCAUAGUUGCAAAACCGUGGAAUCUUGAUUAAGAUUUUAUAUAAUUUUAGCAUUUAGACUGCUGCUGCUGCUAAUAUUUAUAGUUUUAUAUAAGAAAGUUAGGAUUU